This is a messenger RNA of Rotaria sp. Silwood1, 814 nucleotides long. NCBI's taxonomy places the organism in Eukaryota, Metazoa, Rotifera, Eurotatoria, Philodinida, Philodinidae. The record is from the annotation of a GenBank genome assembly.
AUGAAUCAGCAUAAUGUUCAUUUUCUUGAUCUACCUAAUGAAAUAUUAUUUUUCAUUUUGAAAAAACUUGACAAUAUUCAUGUUCUUUAUUCUUUAUUGGGUAUCAACAAUCAACGACUUCAUAUUAUAGCACAAGAACAAAUCUUCACUAACAUCCUUAAUUUUGUUUCCAUAUCACAAUCAACUGAUGAGAUUUUUUCAACAAUACUCAAUCGAUUUUGUACUUCAAUAUUACCAAUAAUUUAUAAAAAUAUCAAAUCUCUCAUUGUUGAUUCCAAUUCGAUGGAAUAUAUUCUUCGUGCUGGUAACUAUCCUAACCUUACUGAACUUAAACUUUUUAAUUUCAACAAAACAAUUGUUUCACGUUAUUUUAUGGAUGAUUCUCUCUUUGGACAUAUUUGUAAACAACAAAUUACGAAUCUCAUUCUUGUCAUUAAUGAAAACAAUAUUGAAAAAAUAAAAAAAGAAGCAUAUACCAAGAAUGUUUAUGCAGUUAUCUUAGCUUUCUUUAAAAACUUAAAGCAUUUGACUAUUGUUGAGUCAUCAUCUAUCGACAAUUAUCCACGUUUAUCGUUGUGUGAUUUAUCACCAACGACUUUUUUUUCUUCGUCACUCACUAAAUUAUGUAUCAAUGUAAAUAGUUUUGAUGAUGUUCAUGCUUUACUUGAUGGUCGUCUCAAACAAUUAAUUACACUCAUCGUUCAAGUUGAUUCUAUUCACGAUCGGAUAUCAACAUAUUACAAAGGGGUGCGUUUAUCCUUCGUGUUAUUCUCGUUUUCUCAUUAGUGUUUAAUAUCGAAGAUAAAAUGAGGUU